This is a messenger RNA of Linum trigynum, 2970 nucleotides long. The record is from the annotation of a GenBank genome assembly. Lineage: Eukaryota; Viridiplantae; Streptophyta; Magnoliopsida; Malpighiales; Linaceae.
UGAGGGUCGGGGCGGGUCGGGGCGGGCCAGUGGGUUUUAAGGGCCAAACUUACACCCCUAGUUUCGCCUACUGUAGCUUGUUCCCAAAAGAUCGUAAGAUCAACGUGAAGAUGUUGGUGCAAGUUUGGAUGGCACAAGGAUUUAUCAUCAAGUCCGGUCAAUUUUCACUGCUUGAAGAUGUUGGAAUUGAAUAUUUUAAGAAUCUGUUGUGGAGGUCCUUCUUUCAAGAGGUGACAAAGGACCGGUACGGGAAUAUGAAAUAUUGUAAGAUGCAUGAUUUAAUGCAUGACCUUGCUGUCACAGUUGCAGGGAUGGAUACCAUCUGUUUGAAUGCUAUAAAUCUCACGGAUAGCCUUCUCAGCAGUGGGGUUGUCAACCUUGAAAGAAUUCGGCACCUGUCAAUCGAUUUUGAGAACAAAUGGGAGACUAGAGUAUGGAAAAUUCCAACUCUCUUGGCUAAAGCAACAAGGCUUCGAACAUUUAUGAUCAUAAAUGUGGCUGUGGGAGGUGUCAAGUUGGAAGGAAGAUGUGAGAUCUUCCUGAAUAUGACUAGGCUGAGAGUGUUUGGUCUUGGAGAUGCUAAAAUGGAGGUUUUCUCUAUUACCUUCAAUAAAUUGAAACAUCUUAGGUACCUUGAUCUUUCUAAGAACGGGGUGGAGAUACUUCCAAAUGAAAUUACAAGAAUGGUAAACUUGCAAACGCUCAAUCUGUGUUUAUGUGAACAUCUUCGACUAUUGCCGGCAGACUUGGGGAAGCUAUACAAUCUGGUCUUUUUUUACCUAGAUGAUUGUUCGAGUUUGACUUACUUACCAGCCGGGAUCUGCAAUCUUUCCUUCCUCAGAGAAUUGUCUUUAUUCAUUCUAACAGAAGCAGCUGCAAAAAACUCCAGAUUAGCUGGUCUCGGUGAAUUGAAGAGUCUGACCAACCUAAGUGGGAAGUUGACUAUCAAAGGCCUAGAAUUGGUGAAGGAUAAAUCCGAAGCAGCUGCAGCUAAUUUAAAGGAGAAAUCGCAACUUCAACACUUGGAACUAUGGUGGAGUGAUGACAGUAAUAAUAUGGUGGCUCGAGGAUGUGAUCACGAGAGGUCAGUAUUGGAGGCAUUACAACCACAUCCAAAUUUAAAGGAGUUACAGUUGUGUUAUUACGGCGGGACGAGUGUUCCAACAGCAAGCUGCUGGUUCUCUUCUCUCAGGAAUCUGGUUCGCAUCGAGCUAUAUUGUUGUGGGAAACUGCAAAGUCUGCCAUCGCUGGAUCCUUUUGUUUCUCUUGAAGAAUUGGUGUUGUAUAACUUAGAGAGCCUAGCAUACGUACAGAGAGAGACAGUAUCAUCAUUACCUUUUUCUUCUCUAUCUUCUUCAAACAAGGAUUUGCAGUGUCUGCCCUCCCUCAAGUCUCUCAAGAUCACGGACUGCCCAAAUUUAAUUGGCUGGUCUCUUGCAAAUAUGGAAGAGUCGCCUCUGUUACCUCGGGUUUCCACCCUGGAGAUCGAAGGCUGCCCGAAAAUGGUUACCAUCCCACAUUUUCUUAUCAACUUUAAGAAGGUUGAGUUGAUGGAUGUGAGCAGUGAGUUGUUGAGUGUGUUUGGUGCCUCUCUGAUUUCUCCAUCCCUUCCCCCAGCACACCCUCGAUUUCAAGAGUUGUGUCUCCAAUACGUGAAUGAUUUGCCGCAAGGGUUGAUGCCACAACUCAGUUCCCUUGAGAGACUAAACAUAUGGUUUUGUAGCAAUUUGACUACUUUGUCUCCAUCUAUUCUUCGACAUCUCCCUUCGCUCAAGGAGCUUCAUAUUCUAUCUUGUGAAGUUUUGGAACUGGAGGACUACGAUUAUGGUGAUGGUAAUAAAGGAAAUGAUGAGAAUGACAGCAUGCUACCGCGUUUUCUUCCCAGCCUCCGAUGCUUGGUUGUCCAAAGUGUUCCCAAGUUGGUGACUCUACCUAAUUGGCUUCAGUUUUCCUCCAAUUUGCAGCAGCUGGACAUAGACUGGUGUGACAACCUUAAGUGCUUACCAAGUUGGCUUAAAAAGCUCACUGCAUUGGAGUCUUUGGGCGUAUUUAGAUGUGAUCUUCUAUCUAGGAGAUGUAUAAGCAACAAGGCUGAGGACUGGCCCAUCAUUUCUCACAUCCCAAAUAUCCAAGUUGAUUCUAGACUUGUUCAAAAGGAAGGUUGCUAUUUGGAAAUGGAAGACGAAGAAGAAGAAGCAGAUCAAGAACAUGAAGAACAAGAGCAACAAGAAGAAGAAGCAUCAUCACACACCCAUAUCUCAAGGCUAUUUGAAAAUUGCUUUGCAAGGAUGACUUGCAUCCUAUUCCAGAGAUGUUUUCUCCCUUAGCUACCACACCCUGUAAACCCCUUUACAUUGUCACUCCCAUCAUUUACGUUUCCUCGAACCGAUUGAUUGAAGAGAGAUGCUCAUUUAUCCAUUACCAACAGCUUUGUCCAGGUACUCAUUUCUCCUUCAUUCUCUAGUCGUCAAGACAAUCAUUCACUACAGAUGAAAGGCUCUUUAAUUCCUACAACUCCUUUCUAUUUGAUAUAUGUGAAUGGGGUUCUCUCCCCCUUCCUCUGCAGUUUUCAAGUUCACAUGGCACUCUUUGCUUAUGGUGGUUCUAUGAUGGGUAACUGCAACGCCUUUGUCCUUAAGUUUGGAGAAGAUCUUGCGCCAGCCAUUCGAAUUCACUACAUGUCUCAGCUCCAAGUCUUCAAUAAUUUCUAGACAAUCUUAUCAAACAAGAAGUAUAUGCAGAUUUAGGGUUAGAGUUUAAACAAUAAUCGGCUCAUUCCAUAACUAGUUUAUCAUCAAGGGAAGAGUGGGGGCUAGUUUUUGCAUGAUUAAUUAGCAAUAGCACCAGACUAGCCCAAAUCAUUGGAACACGAUAAUGAAGAUAAAUUAUAAUUAGAACACGAAUCAUGUUAUCCUAUGCUUUGUCCUGGGGUUCUGUCUUACUCUUAUCCAAUAAGAUAACGUUAAUUAC